This is a messenger RNA of Laccaria bicolor S238N-H82, 2277 nucleotides long. RefSeq lists its product as uncharacterized. Gene Ontology annotation, biological process: actin filament bundle assembly; actin cortical patch localization. Gene Ontology annotation, cellular component: actin cortical patch. Gene Ontology annotation, molecular function: actin filament binding; phosphatidylinositol binding. The transcript is spliced from 15 exons. The coding region runs from base 18 to 860 and encodes 280 amino acids. The record is from RefSeq and is a predicted model, not a curated record. Lineage: Eukaryota; Fungi; Basidiomycota; Agaricomycetes; Agaricales; Hydnangiaceae.
CUUUCUUCUCCGUAAUCAUGUCCAUGCUCGAUAAAUUCCGCAAGGGUGCACAGAAAGCUGGUAUUCAGGCCACAGCUUUCGUCCAAGCCAGCUCAACCAAAGUCGCCAGCGGAUCCCGCGACUUUGUCCAAACGUUUUCACUGCCAGGAGAAGCGGAGAAGGCGGCGAAGAUUCUUAAUAGUUUCCUUGCCGAUCCCUCACACCCUGAAUCAGCUCUGAACUCUAUACCAAAGGCUGUUCUGCAACGAGCUCGAGGUCUUGCCAUCUUCCAAGUCCUCAAAGCCGGCUUCGUCUUUUCAGGAAAAGCCGGCUCAGGCCUCGUCAUCGCCCGACUGCCCGACGGCUCUUGGUCAGCCCCCUCAUGCAUCGCUACCGGAGGUCUUGGCUGGGGUUUACAGAUCGGAGCGGACAUCACCGACUUUGUCAUCGUCCUGAACAGCGAGGAUGCCGUGCGCGCAUUUUCGUUGGGCGGGAACGUCACCAUUGGCGGAAACAUCAGCGCUACUGCGGGUCCGAUUGGCACAGGGGGAAGUGUCCAAGCGUCAUUGGCCCACCCUGCACCUAUGUUCUCGUAUUCCAAGUCCAAAGGACUAUUCGCUGGCGUGUCGCUUGAAGGGACUGCGCUCAUUGAGAGGAAAGAUGCUAAUCGUGAUUUCUAUGGAUCGCCUGUACCCGCCAAGGACAUCUUGGGCGGUCGUGUGCCCCCUCCAGAGGUUGCAUCAAGACUAUAUGAAAUUAUCGAAGCUGCGGAGGGACUAGAUGAGUCUGGUUUGCCAGAGGCAGCGUAUGUACCAUCAACAACGGGCGGGCAUCUCGAUUCUACACAUGAUCAGAUGGUAUUUGAUGCUGAUAGCCAUUGAUGAAGGCAAGAUGAAGGGGUUAACGCAACACUUUAUGAUUAUUCAAAUGUCUCUCACUACCCUUUGUAUAUGCACCUAAAGUUAUGUGGAUGGGUAAUUCUGAUACGUCCCGGAAGAAAUAAUUACAAGAAACUAAGUUGUGUACAAUAAUUAUAAGUGAAGAACCAAGAGCCCAAGAUCACAAAUAUCUAUCCCAAAACCCAACAGUGCCAUUAUUACUCGCUGCAUCGGCAUCGAUGCCCAAAAGCUUGAUAACUAAAUUGUAGACUUCGACGUUCUGGAAGCGCUGCAUGAUGUACGUAUCGUCCGAAGUCGAAUGCCAAUCGUGCUUUGAGGAACGUCGGAAAGGAGCAUACUUGUUCCUUUUCUGGUGUUGCACCUUGGCCUCAAAAGAAAAGGGACCAUGAGCGACAAAGAUGGCCUGCAUUGAAAUCUCAUCGUUGUCGUAUCCGUGAUUCCCCUUUGACAUUCCAGUGUCUCCUUCAGCUUUUGUCGUCAACACGUAUCCAAUUUUUGGCACAACGUAGAUAGGCGCAAUCCGUUCGUUGUGCGCAAAAUGGUAACGUUCUGGCAUCGUAUCCUUCGUAUAAACAUCAAACUUUUCGGGGUUCUCAGCCGAGGCUUCCAGUAGUGCCGAGAGGUAAUGCGAUGCAUUGGCCUUUGGUUCAAACCGUAUACCCAUGGAAGGCCAACCAUCUUCGUGCUCAAUAUCAUUGAGGCCUUCUUCGCCAAGGAUGUCGUCCAUGUAUAUCAACUCGGGAUGACUUGUAUCCGUCAUCCCAUGGUCGCUGACAAACACAAUGUCAACAAUAUCGGUGAGGUUUCGAGCUUUCAGUGAUGUAUGCAGAUCCUUGGCAAAUACGUCAACUUCGACGAGAGUUUUGUUGACGAGUUUAGACGCAGGCCCCGUUUUGUGGCCAGCUUGGUCCAAGGAGGGCUCAUACGCCAUUAUCAGUUGUGGCCUCUGUUCCAGAGGCAGAUCGAUCCAAUGAAGAAUUUGAUCAAGCUUUUCGUUCAAGGGCACAUGAUCCUUCCAUGGAACGAAAUAGCUUGAUGAUGCUCCUGACGUCGUCUUGGGUGGACCAGGCCACAUCAAGUUGGCGGUGAUGACGCCAGCUUUUUCUGCUGUUUCCCACAUUGGCUCGCCACUCCACCACGAAGGAUUCCAGCAGGAUUUAACUUGGUUGUAAUGAAAUUCUUGUUUAGAUACAGGAUCCCAGAAGUUAUUCGCUACGAUCCCAUGAGAUUCAGCAUAGAGGCCUGUCAUCAAGGCCCAAUGAUUUGGGAAGGUAAGGGUUGGAAAUAUUGGUUUCAUCGCCUUCGCCCUAAGCCCCUGCUUGCUGAUAUCCAAUAAAUGAGGCGUUAGGCCGCGGUCAAGAUAGUCUGCCCGCAGGCCGUCGAUGGAAACGAUGAGUAC